Messenger RNA from Diatraea saccharalis (sugarcane borer), 1964 nucleotides. Lineage: Eukaryota; Metazoa; Arthropoda; Insecta; Lepidoptera; Crambidae. The record is from the annotation of a GenBank genome assembly.
UAUACACACAUAGUUUAAAUAUUAAUAAGAUAAUAACUUUACGUUAAUUUGUAACACAUGCAUAAUGUACUUCUCCUCAUAACUUCAAUGCUUUUUAAAAUGUUUUGAGUAUAUAUAUAAUGUUAGACGAUCGUUACCGAUUAAAAAUAAAACCAUGAAUUCUGUUUACGAGCGUGCCCUUUUUGAAAUUGGACCCAAUGGUAAAUUUCAGAGGCGAUUUGAUAUAAUUUACAAUUUAGUGUUUGCGUCCUUGUGGGCAAUGGCAUAUAACAAUAUAAUAUUGGCACUUGUGAUUAUACCACACACAUGUGAAAUACCACAAAUUGACAGGAGUAAUAAUAACUCCUUUUGGAUGUCUAAAUUUAUUCCCACGUAAGUAAAUACUAACAAACAUUUUAAUUUGUUCAAAUGUAUACAUGUUUUGGUUAACUACUAAUAAAAAUAUAAUUUUUAGCACCAACGAUUCUUCUGGUAAACUUGUGUACAGCAGCUGUUUAAUAUAUACUACUUCCAAUAACACAAAUAUUACAAAAGGUAUAUUAAAUACACGUAGGUACCAAUAUAUUGUCUGAUGAAGCUUGAACGCGUAGGAACAAUAUUUUAAGUAGUUCUUUUUUGUUGUAAACCGUGUACAUAUAUUAUAAUGAUAUUUUUUUCAGGUUGUGAUGAAUAUUCUUAUAAUCAAACAUGGUAUUCGUCUACCGUUCCAUCUUCGAAUAAUUGGGUGUGUGAUGAAGAGAUAAAAGUAGCAAGUAUUUUUGCAUAUAGCAAAAUAGGAGAAGUUCUAGGAUCUAUAUUUUUUGGGUGGUUUGGUGAUAUGUGCGUAGCAUAAUGUAAUACGAGUGUAGACUAUAUUUUAAAUAUUUUCAUUUAAUAGAUAUACUCGAAAUGUAUUUAAAAAAUUAUUUUUAAAAUAUAUCUCCCAUAUAUUAAAAUAAAAUUAAUGAUCCAAAUUUCCCGCUAAAACGCUAACCUCUGUCAUGGCAUCGAUGUGACGUCACAGCCCUCUGGAACUAACAUAAACAACAAUAACAAACAUCUGUUUUACGUGUCGACGUCAUGGUCAAAUUCGACAUCUUCCUUAGAGGACUGUGACGUUACGCGUUGAUUGCAGUCACGUGACAACGAGUUUAAAAUAAGUGUCAUUUUCAUAAUUUAUUUAAAUAAAAUUAUAACUAAAAUAAGCAUGGUAGUGUGAUUGUCGGUAAUAGUAUAUUAAAUACUACGAGAAAAAAAACAACUAUUUAUUUUCGUUUAUUGUCUACACUCGUAUUUCAAAAUCAAAUGACACUAGUUUCAAUAUUAUGGUAUAUAAACGCAUAUAUAGAAUAUUUACAAAUUUUUAGAUAUGGCCGCCGUUUAACUUUUAUUGUUUCAUUAGGACUACUUAUCAUAGGCCGUAUAAUAUCCAUAGUCACUAGUCAUUCAUUUAUAUUAUUCAUCAUUGGCUGCGUUAUUGCUUGGUUUCCAUCGUGGUCUGCUGUGCAGCUGUCGAUUGUGCUAGUGCAGUGUGCUACUGUUAUAUCAAUGGAAAUAUCAGCACCAGAACGUCGAUCUUUAACUGCGACAUAUCGUGCAAUCGCCUACAGUACUGGCAUGUUCAUAAUGCCUUUCUUAUAUUGGGGGUUAAGAGAUUGGAAGCCAUUCAUGAUUAUUACUACUGUCACUCAGCUGCCAUUUUUAUUUUAUUCCUGCAAAAUAAUUGAAUCUCCAAGAUGGCUUUUAAAUAAAAACAAAAAAGAAAUGUGUGUUAAAGAGUUACAAAAAAUCGCCCGAAUUAACAACACUACACUUGAAAAAGAAACUGAAAGAGAAAUUUUAAAUUCAACAACAUUAAACGAAAAUCAAGUACUUGGACCUUUGUCUUUAUUUUCAAGCAGGAAUCUUGUAAUGAAUACCGUCUUACAACUUUAUAUUUGGUAAGUCUUUUGAUUGAGAUGGAAGGAAUUCAAAUGGAAAUAUAA